CGUGCUACGCGUCAUUUUAGUAAGUCAAGCGUCAACUCAAGAUGAAUGGACUAUAACCUCUUUUCCCAAAUUAUACCAUAAUAUCACUCAUUUACAUAAAACGAGAAUUUCUAGUAACAAAAUGUCGACUGAUAUUAUUGAGAAAUUGUACCAAAACUACGGAAUAUUAGCUGAUGCAAAAGACGACAUCUCUAAGCAUGAAAAAGAAUACAUGGAGAUUUUGGCGGCCGUUAAAGGAUCCGAUAAAGAAAAACGUUUAGCAUCUCAGUUUAUUGCCAAAUUUUUUCAUAGUUUUCCUAAUCUUGCUGAUCAGGCUAUAGAAGCUCAAUUUGAUCUUUGUGAAGAUGAUGAUGUUGCUAUACGCAAGCAAGCAAUUAAAGACCUGCCUACAAUGUGCAAAACAAACAAGGAGCACACUCAAAGGAUUGCCGACAUUUUAGCACAACUAUUACAGUCUGAGGAUAUAACUGAGAUUAAUGUUGUCACAAAUUCAUUGUUGACAAUAUUAAAAGGUGAUCCAAAAGGUACACUAGCUGGGUUGUUUUCUCAAAUACACCAAAGCACUGAUAGUGAAGUCACUAAUGAGGUAGUGAGGGAAAGAUGUAUCAAGUUCUUGGCAACCAAAGUAAAACAACUGGGACGUGAAGUUAUUAACAAAGAAGCGGAGGAAUUGAUCAUUGUUGAAUGCAAGAAAAUCUUAGAGGAUGUUGUAGCUGAAGAAUUUGAAUACAUCAUGGAACUAUUGACAUGGUCUCGACUGGGUAAGACCCCUGCAGGAAAGAAGGAGCUGGUGCAGCUAGUGGCAGCUCUGGCAUUAACUCCUGAUGACUGGCAUCCUGAAGAUCCUGAAUAUAUUGACAGAAUCAUACAAUGCUCUCAACAUGCCCUGCCCUUGUUUUCUACACAAGUGGAUUCUACUCAAUUUGUCAAUUUCUUUUGUGACCAUAUUUUGAAGAAUUGGAAUAAUAUAGCUACUACUGAAGGAAAUGAUAUAAAACUAGAAUUGCUAAAGAUCUUUGCUGAAAUGACAGAAUUUUGUGGAGAUUUGGACAAUUUGCAAAGCAAAGUUGAUACAGUUUAUGAUGUUUUAAUGAACUAUCUACCAGAAGCCCCAGUUGAAGGUGAGAGUGCAAAUGAUAAGGAAGGUGACAAAACCGAAGACUCCAAGGCUAAUGCAGAACCAUCAUUACAAUUUUCGCAUGUCGAGUGCACACUAUUUGCUUUACACUCAUUGUGUAGAAAAUCACCUGAAGUACUCAGUACUGAUCAAGCUAAACUGAAAACUCUUCGUUUGAGACUGCAGUACACAGCAAGAUUGACACAAGGAUAUAUAAAGAAGUUGAAGGAAGUAACAAAUAGCAAGAAACAUUCGAGUGAAAUGUCUGAAGAAAAUAAAUUGAAAAUCACAGCUUUGAAUACAACUUCUAACAUAAAUACUCUCAUCCGUGACAUAUUCCGAACGCCACCCAGCUUUAAGAGCAAAGUACAAUUGUCAUUCCACACCAAGAAGUCGGAAAAAGAGGCUUUAACUGUACAAUCAGAUGAAAAAGAAACCGAAUCAGCUGGACAAAAACGCCAUCAACCUAUUACCUUUGACAAAGGAGAUAAUGUGUCUCCUGAGAAAAGAGCAAGAAGUGGUGAUAGAAAUAUUAAAAUGUACACACCACCAUCUGGAAAAUAUAGCUCACGGUUUACUGGCAACUAUUCGGGCAGGGGAAGAGGGGGGUAUGGUAGGAGAGACUUCCGAAACAAUGGCGCUCCAUUCCGAAGGCGCAGCAAUUAUUAAUUGCCAAUAUAAAAAUGACAAAAAUAUCAAUAUUCAUAAUUGAUAUAUGAUUUUACAAAUACCAAUCUAUUACAAAUGAAUAAUAGAAUGGUUUUUUUAUCAAGCAAUAUAUUAAUUUCAAUGAUGCAUUAUUAAAAAAAUAAUGUACUAUAAAUUUUUCCUCAAGACAUCUUCAUCGAUUUUAGUUUGUGUUGAGUUUGGUCUGGGUUGUUUGGGGUCCCUUUUGUUUCAGCUUCAACAAUUUCAAAGAUGACAUCUCCUUUGGUAACCAACAACCCGUCUCCCUGUGUGUAAAUAGCGUCUUGUCGUUUAUUGUCGACUCUACGGUACAUCGUAAGUAUAGAUACUUGAUUAGGUCCUACAAUAUAGAAAUAAAAUGAGAAGACUUCUAGGCGUCGUACAAAUAAGCUAUCUUCUAAGUCUACGUAAGUAUAUUAUGCAGGUUUUUAUUAAUCUGUAGAUUACUAAGUCCUGAAUCCUGACCGCAAUAUGGAGAUACAAGCAGCACUAUACAAUUCUAGUAAGUACUAUUUAUGGUAUUAAGUAAUUUAUACAAUUACAAAUUUUAUUUUAUUAUAGAUUCGCAGCCUACCAUUUGAGAAUCGACUCCCAUUCUGGACUCAACUGUUUUCGUAAAUUGGUUUUUAAUUUCAGAUUACUUUUAGGACCUGUUUUUAUUACCAAAACUGAUAUUUCAUGAAGAUUCCUUUUCUUCAUAUUGUGCCGCUAUUCUAUUAAUACAAUUAA
Papilio machaon (common yellow swallowtail) is the source of this 2533-nucleotide messenger RNA. It is a transcript of the gene cass, whose product is annotated as apoptosis inhibitor 5. Gene Ontology annotation, molecular function: RNA binding. NCBI's taxonomy places the organism in Eukaryota, Metazoa, Arthropoda, Insecta, Lepidoptera, Papilionidae. Bases 122 to 1786 code for a protein of 554 amino acids. The record is from RefSeq and is a predicted model, not a curated record. Gene Ontology annotation, cellular component: nucleus. The transcript is spliced from 9 exons. Gene Ontology annotation, biological process: negative regulation of apoptotic process.